Cyprinus carpio (common carp) is the source of this 755-nucleotide messenger RNA. Its product is annotated as spindle and kinetochore-associated protein 1-like. The coding region runs from base 147 to 755 and encodes 202 amino acids. Gene Ontology annotation, cellular component: spindle microtubule; outer kinetochore; mitotic spindle. Gene Ontology annotation, molecular function: microtubule binding. The record is from RefSeq and is a predicted model, not a curated record. The transcript has 6 exons. Gene Ontology annotation, biological process: chromosome segregation; regulation of microtubule polymerization or depolymerization; mitotic cell cycle. Lineage: Eukaryota; Metazoa; Chordata; Actinopteri; Cypriniformes; Cyprinidae.
CACAACCGUGUCGUUAGUUUGAGACCAAUACAAAAUGUAUUUUAAAACGCGACUACCAACAGUCGCUCUCCAGUAAUGAAGAGUUUGUGGACCGUGUUGUAUUCCUGUAACAGAUCAUUUAGACAGCAGGAGAACUGUUAAACGAAAUGAAUCACUGUGAGCUUGAAGAAGUGACGCAACAUAUCAACAACAAAAUAUCCAUGAUUAAAAGACUCCUGGAGCUCCGAGCUGUCGCAAAAGAUCCGGACAAACGUGGGACUCUUCUCAAAAUCGAGCAAGAAGUCUCUGCCAUCAAUGUGCUUCUGGAUCGCUUUGAGAGAUAUGUGGGCGAGCAGAGAGGCUUGCUUAAGCAUUUGAAGGAUCUAGAAGGGUUUUUCCAGGAGGAUGAACAGGAUGCCCUUCACCUUAAGAACAACAUCCCUCCGCACAUGCCCAAAAGAGGCCAACAAGCAUCUCUGCAAGGAGGAGGACAGGUGGCAGUUCAGAGCAGGCAGGCAGAUGCGGCUCCCGCCCCUCAGGAGCAGGGUCCACCCAGGAAAUCUCAGCGUAACCAGAUCAAAGAGAUGGAGUUCGUUACCGUCCCAGAGUUUGACAGCAUACCACCGUACAUGAAAGGCCGUGUGAUGUACGACCAGCUGAACGCAGCGGUGCAAAGCAUAAACACAGCUGUGUCGUCAAAAUAUAAGAUCCUCCAUCAGCCAGUCAAAACCCUGAACAAUGUGUCCCGCACGCUCCACCAGCGCUUUAAAGACUGA